Acanthosepion pharaonis is the source of this 2826-nucleotide messenger RNA. The record is from the annotation of a GenBank genome assembly. Lineage: Eukaryota; Metazoa; Mollusca; Cephalopoda; Sepiida; Sepiidae.
AUGUUCCCCAGGUUUGGGUACCUCCCUGCCCAAAAAUUUACCAACAGUCGUCUCAUCAAACCGCCGAAUUUGAUUGCCAAUUGGUACGACGCUUCUCUUGAAUUUUUUUUCUUUUCCUCUUUAUCAGCUAAUCUUUUAAGUUCUGCGACACUGUCGUCCCCACAUUCAAGACCAAUUCCACGUCUUGAUGCGAACAACUUUCGAACUUUUUCCUCUUUCACUACCAGAGUUCUACGACACUGUCGUCCUCACACCAUUUUCUUGCUUCCAAUUCCUUUUCUUGAUGCGAACAACUUUCGUCCCCAACUUUUUCCUCUUUUCACUACCAGAGUUCUACGACACUGUCGUCCCCAUUUCAAGACCAAUUCCUUUUCCAAGACCAAUUUUCCUCCUCUUGACACUGUCGUCCAACUUUCAGUUUUUUUCCUCUUUUUCUUUCGAACUUUUCCUUUUCGAGGACACUGUUCUGGUAACACUGUCAAUACAUUUCAAGACCAAUUCCUCGUCCCUAAUAACAACUUUCACUUUUCUCUUUCGUACCAGAGUUCUGCGACACUGUCGUCCCACAUUUCAAGAUCAAUUCCACAAACUUUUCCUCUUUCACUACACUUUUCUACCACGACACUAGUUCUCUUCCUGUCGUCCACAUCAUUUCCAAGACCAAUUUCGUCUUUGAUGCGAACAACUUUCGAACUUUUCACCUUUUUUUUUCACUACCAGAGUUCUACGACACUGUCGUCCCACAUUUUUUCCCGACUUGAUGCGGAACAACUUUCGAACUUUUCCUCUUUUCACUACCAGAGUUCUACGACACUUGUUCACGACACUGUCGUCCCCACAUUUCCAAGACCAGUUUACCUCCUCUUGAUGGGAGCAACCGUUGCUGGGUCUUUUCCUCUUUCCUGCCAGGGUCUACGACACUGUCGUCCCCACAUUUCAAGACCAAUUCCUCCUCUUGAUGCGACAACUUUCGAACUUUUCCUCUUUUCACUACCAGGUUCUACGACACUGUCGUCCCCACACAUUCAGAUGAAUUUCUCCUCUGCCAGUGCGAACAACGCGAACUUUUCCUCUUUCACUGCCAGGUUUACGACACUGUCGUCCCACACAUUUCAAGACGAUUUUCCUCUUUUUUCGAACUUUUCCUCUUUUCACCAGAGUUCUCACGCACUUUUUUCCCCACACAUUUCAAGACCAAUUCCACGUCCCUGCACGCCUUUUUUUCCUCUUUUCACUACCAGGAGUUCACGUCCCCAUUCCCUCCUCUUGACGCUUUCGAACUUUUCCUCUUUUCAACCAGGUUCACCCUCACUGUCGUCCCACACAUUUCACCAAUUCAUGCCAACUUUCGUUUUUCUCUUUCCUGCUUUCACCCAUUCUUCCCAUUCCGGCAUUCUGUCGUCCCCACACCAAGAUGAAUUCCACGUUUUUCCCCCUCUUCACUCAUUCCCUCCCUGCAUUUUUCCUUUCACUCAUUCCCUCCUCAUGCCUUUUCUCUCUCACCCAUUCCUCUCACGCUUUUCUCUUUCACUUAUUCCUCCUCACGCCUUUUUUUUCUCUCAAUUCUAUCUCCUCACGCCUUUUUUUUCUUUUCACCAUUCCUCUCUCUCUUCACUCAUUAAUUUCACGAUUUUCUUUUCCCAUUUAGAACUCCAUUCCCCACGUAUUUUUCUCUCUCUUCACUCAUUCCUCCUGCCGCUUUUUCCUCUUUUUCACUUAAUUCUCCUCACUUUUUCUCUUCUUUCUACCCAUCCCCACGCUUUUUUUUUUUUUUUUUUCCUCUUUUCACUCAUUCCUCUCACGCAUUUUUCUCUUUCCCACAUUCCAAGACCAACCAAUUUCUCUCUUUUCCGAAUUCCCUUCAGACUUUUCCUCUUUCACUACAUUCCCUCUCCGUACUGUCGUCCCCCACAUUCCUCCUCACCUUUUUCUCUCUUCCUCAUUCAGCUUUCGACCUUUUCCUCUUUUUUCACUACCAGAGUUCUACGGCUUUUUCUCUCCCCUCAUUCCCUCCUCACCUUUUCCUCUCUUUCCUCAUUCCCUUUCGAACUUUUCCCCUUUUCAUUCCCCUCCUUCUACGGCGGUAGACACUGUCGUUCCCUCACAUUCCAAGACCAAUUCUCUCACCAUUCCCUCCAACACGAACUUUUCCUCUUUUCACUCAGAGUUCCCCUCCUGUCGUCCCUAACACAUUUCCAAGACCAAUUCCCUCCUCAAGAUUUUCUCUCAACCAUUCCCUUUUCCUCCUUUUCUCCUAUUUCCUCAUUUCCCUCCUCACUGUCGUCCCACUCAUUUCAGACCAAUUCACCUCUUGAUGCGAACUUUUCCCCCUUUCCUCAUUUCCACCCUCAAAGCAUUUCUCUCGUCCUCAUUCCUCCUCCGCCUUUUUCUCCUUUUCUGAUGCCUCCAACUUUCGAACUUUUCCUCUUUUUCACUCAUUCCUCCUCACUCUUUUCCACACUUUCAGACCAAUUCCUCGUCUUAAUCUCUUUCACUUUCCCCUUUCACUCACGCAUUUUUCUCCUCUUUCAUUCCCUCCUUUUCAAGAUUUUUCACUCAUUGAUGCGAACAACUUUCGAACUUUCACUCAUUCCCUCCUCACGCACUGUUCCCCACACUUGCCAAUUCCAGGUCUUUUGUGUUUCCUUUCUUUUCCACGUCUUUGUGUUUCUAUUGUUUCCUUAUGACCGAAUGCCAAUUCCACGUCUUUGUGGUACUGAUAUUUCCUUGGUUUCUACUAUAAACCAAAUGCCAAUUCCACGUCUUGUGUUUGGUGUUAUUUCCUUAUGUAACCGAAUGCCAAUUCCACGUCUUUUGUGUUUCUGA